This is a messenger RNA of Thamnophis sirtalis, 1511 nucleotides long. The record is from RefSeq and is a predicted model, not a curated record. NCBI's taxonomy places the organism in Eukaryota, Metazoa, Chordata, Lepidosauria, Squamata, Natricidae.
AUGGACAUAGAAAGAACUACCAAACAGAGAAGAUUGGGAGACAUAUUAGAAACUUCAGCUACACAGCACUACGUGAAGAGGUUGGAUGCCAUUCGAGUAGUACUUGGAAACCUUGAUAGUUUAUGCCCUUUUACAACGGAACACUUGAUCAUAUUUCCAUUGCCUCCUGAAAAGCCAACCAACAUUUCUUGCUGGUCCAAGAAUUUGAAAGACCUCACCUGCAGAUGGGUACCUGGGUCAGAAGGCGAGACACACCUGCAUACCAAUUAUUCCCUGAAAUAUAAGCUGAGACAAUUCUUCCUGACCUGGUAUCAGUCAAAACAGGAUUGUGAUCUCUAUGCUGUCACAACCGAUCCACCCUCGGAUGUCCACGUGAGCCGAGUGGGAGACCUGGAGGACCAGCUCAGCGUGAGGUGGAGCGCGCCUCCCGCCUUGAAGGAUUUUCUCUUCCAAGCCAAAUACCAGAUCCAGUACCGGGUUGAGGACAGUUCAGAAUGGAAGGUGGUCGAUAACGUUAGCAACCAGACAUCGUGCCGGCUGGCAGGCCUAAGGCCCGGGACCGUAUAUUUCGUCCAAAUCCGCUGCAAUCCUGUCGGUAUCUAUGGUUCAAAGAAAGCCGGCAUUUGGAGUGAUUGGAGCAACCCAACGGCGGCCUCCACCCCUCGGAAUGGACGGACUCCGGGAGUUUGCGAACCCAAGAACGGAGAACAUAACAACACGCUACGCCGAGAGCUCAAGCAGUUCUUUGGAUGGAUGCGCAAACAUGGGACUUGUGCCAAUUUGAGCAUCAAAAUGUACGAUCAGUGGCGGGUGGCACUGCAGAAGUCCCACAAAACACGCAACCAGGUCCUGUCCAGUGACAAAUUGUAGCUUUGAUGGAUGGUGGGACCAGGACUUCCGCUUAAGCGCCAUUCCGGUUGCUGGGUUCAGGCUUGCCAAGAAUACACCCAAAGGAACUCAAGAGCAGCCAUAAUCCGGGUGCCCUGAGCAGCAUUGCCGAGGCGGUUUCACCACCACUAACACCCUUCCUGCAAACUAGCUAGAAGUUGUGCAGAAGUCAGCACCUCUUCUUCCCCCAGAGUAACUCUAAACCAGCUUCUCGCAUACGAUGUUUUUCAGUUGAGUUGAACUGACGAAUUUUCUAAUUAGCAUAUAGAGGAGCUGCCCCUAGUUGAAGGACGUUUUGCCUUCUCGGAAGAGCUCUUCGCACCAGCUUUCUUUUUUAACAGUGCCAAGAUAAAAGAAACGGGAAAUUUACCCAGGUUUUCCCCCUCUCGGCACACCCAUAAAGAGGUUUCGUUUGCUUCCGGAGAGUCGUUUUCGUCUCGUGCUCCUUCAUUAUGAAAUUGGAAUCAGCAGUCGAUCGAAAAGCAGAAGUGGCUAAACGGAACGAGCUGUUUAAUCAGGAAAAAAAAGAAACAGGCUUACAUUGGACCUCCAAAUUCUCCCAAAGGGAAGGAUGGCAAACAUUGGUUGUGAAAUUUCAACAGAUUUUUAAAAAAUUCUUUGUG